Molecule: messenger RNA, 1696 nt
Organism: Drosophila albomicans
Lineage: Eukaryota; Metazoa; Arthropoda; Insecta; Diptera; Drosophilidae
Product: calmodulin
Exons: 5
Coding region: 355-804 (149 amino acids)
Molecular function (GO): calcium ion binding; enzyme regulator activity
Source: RefSeq, a predicted model, not a curated record
GCAGAAAAAUAUUAACAUUUGACUUGCGCCGAGCAGGAAAGGAGCACCAAAAAGCACAGAAAGCAGCGCAGCAGCAGCAGCAGAAAAGUGCAAAAAUAUUGUAGUACGCUUACGGGUUUAAACGGUACAGUUACAAUUGAGUUGUCAACCGUUACGGACGCAAGUUCUGAUUAGGAUCUGUGUUAAAAGUUUUGCUUAAAAUUCAAAUACAAGUUAAACGUAGAACGCGCGUCGUUAACGUUAAUUCCACUUUACACAUACCAAAAAAUAUUACCACAGCAGCAGCGGCCUCAGCAGCAGCAGCGGAUUAACAUUUCUUUCUAAACACAACAAAAAACAAACCCAACUACAAAAAUGGCCGAUCAGCUGACAGAGGAACAAAUUGCUGAGUUCAAAGAGGCGUUCUCGCUAUUCGACAAAGACGGUGAUGGCACCAUCACAACAAAGGAGUUGGGAACAGUCAUGCGAUCCCUGGGACAGAACCCCACAGAGGCUGAGCUCCAGGAUAUGAUAAACGAGGUUGAUGCCGACGGUAACGGUACAAUUGAUUUCCCAGAAUUCCUUACCAUGAUGGCACGCAAAAUGAAGGACACCGAUAGUGAAGAGGAAAUCCGAGAAGCCUUCAGAGUCUUCGAUAAGGACGGCAACGGCUUCAUUUCAGCGGCCGAAUUGCGUCACGUGAUGACAAAUUUGGGAGAGAAAUUAACAGACGAGGAGGUCGAUGAAAUGAUCCGCGAGGCUGAUAUCGAUGGUGAUGGUCAGGUCAAUUACGAAGAAUUCGUGACUAUGAUGACAUCGAAGUGAAGCGUUAAAUUAUUUCUUUUUAAGCCUUUCUAUUUUUUUAAGAUGUUGACGAAGACUGUAGCUGUGCGCAAUGACAUCGCGCCACGCUGUUGCUAUGGACCCCAGUAAAAGAUCUUAAAAAAAAACAACAAAGAGUUAAGCAAAAAACAUAAAAAUACAAAAACAAGAAGAAUAUAAAACAAAAGCAAAAACAACAUUUAAGAAACUUAAAAAAGAAAAACUUACACUUAAAAACAAAAGAAACAAAGUAAAAAAGAAAAAGCAAGAACAUUUAAACAAGCAAGAAAUGAGAAAAAAAAACCCCAGAAAAGAUAAAGAUUACAUGAAAAUUAUAAUAAAUAAAAACACACACACACUUAAUUUUAAUUGAAAAAAACAAAAAAAAACAAACAGCAGUCAAGAAAAAAAGUCGAAGAGAAAGAAAGGAAAACCCAACAACAACAACAACAAGCAGCAAAACUUAAUGAAGUCACCGUUUAAACAUAAAUGAACAACAACAAAAAGCAUGUUAUAAGUAAUACAAAAAUUAAAACUAUUACACUUAAAAAUACUGGCAUAACACCACCACACACACUAGAACAACAACAAAUCAAAUUCAAUCACAACAACAACAACAGCAAUAACAACUUUUUUGAGUGGCCGCAUCAAUUGAGAAAAGCAAAACAUGCAAAGCAGCGCCCUCUAUGGGCCAGCAGCGGGGCAAAGCAGCGCCAUCUGGAGACGGAGGCGACAGCAGCAACGGCUAACUGUAAAAAUAAAUUGUUUCAAAAUAUAAACAAUACUUGUCGAAUUCAAAUGCAAAAAUAAAGGCAAAACACGAAAUAAUUAAAACAAAACAAAAAAAAAAACAAUAUUUGUAAUUUUUGCGAUAAUGAACAACAAAACUGACAAC